UGCUUGGCCCGAGCUCCCCCUGCCAGCCAGCCAGCCAGCCAGCCAGCCGAUAGGCGGACCUCCGAGAAAUUUGAACCAAACCACCAAACCCGCCCAAAACAUCACCACCACCCCAUCUCUUCGCGCCCCACCCCGUCCCGUCCACCUCAAUCACGCCGCCGUCGUACAGGCGAGCCUCCAAUUGUGAUUGUGCGCUGUCCUCCGCCCGCCGCCCAGCAGCUCUCUCCCCCGACCCGCCCCUCGAGGGCCCCCCAUCUCCAUCUCCAUCACCAUUACCACCACCACCACCACCGCUUAACACAACCAUCCAUCGCGGUCCAUCAUGUCUCUGGUCAAUCUCGCACACGUGUGCUCGCAUCUGCAGAAUGCAUCCAAAGCCCGUCUGGGCCUGACGUCGAUCCCCGUCUCCAAACUGCACGUCAACCUCUCCCUGGGCCUCCAACGCGAGGGCUUCAUCUCGAGCGUGACGCUAGGCGGACAAGCCCCGCCGACGCCCUACAGCCUCCAAAAGACGCUGAGCCCCGAAGAGCACGAGAAGCUGGCCGAAACGCUCGCCCACUCGCCCUGGGACGCAUACCCUCCACCCUCGGAAAACGAGUCGUCGCCGUCGCCGCUGGGGCGAGAAGAGCUCGUCCACCACGUCAAAGUGCCCAGGAAUCCCGCGGCCCGGCGGCUGUGGCUGGGACUCAAGUACUGGAACAACGAGCCGGUGCUCAAGAACAUGAAGCUGCUCAGCAAGCCCACGCGGAGGAUAUGGUUGACGGGCGACGACUUGGCCAAAAUCACGCGGACGAGACAUGCGGGCUACGUCAAAGGCAUGACCCAUCCGGGAGAGUGCAUGUUCUUGACCACGGAUCGAGGUAUUUUGGAGGCUAGGGAGUGUGUGGAAAGGCGCAUUGGGGGUAUGGUGCUCUGCCGGGUGUGGUAG
This is a messenger RNA of Periconia digitata, 928 nucleotides long. The record is from the annotation of a GenBank genome assembly. NCBI's taxonomy places the organism in Eukaryota, Fungi, Ascomycota, Dothideomycetes, Pleosporales, Periconiaceae.